AUGCAAAAGGCCAUUGCUGUCACCACGCUCAACUCCCCUGCCGUACUUGUGGAAAGACCGAUUCCCGACCCUGGGGAAAAUCAACUUCUGGUCCAGGUGACGGCUGCAAGCUUAAAUCCUCUUGAUCAGAAAACUCGGGAUGUAGGCUUGUUCUUCAAAGAGCCCCCUCAAGUCCUGGGUCACGAGCUUGCGGGAAUUGUGGUCAAACGCGGUGCAGGCAGAAAGGCGUCGCAGUUUGCAGUGGGUGAGCACAUAUUUGCCCAUGCGAACUUUGUCCCUGGGCAAGAACUCACAGAUUGCGGCGGUCUUCAACAAUUCGCCUUGGUCGAUGCCCGAUUCGCCGCCAGGGUAGCCGGCACCGGCCUGUCGGAUGAAGAGGCCGCUGGCAUUCCCGUCUGCGCCAUGGCAUCUUUCAUCGCCUUGUUUCAUUCGACCGGGUUAGGCCUGCCGUUGCCACUAGCCCGGGAUGAGACUCGUGCAGCCUUUAAGGAUCAGGCUAUCCUUAUUCUCGGCGGGGGAUCAAAUUGCGGUCGAUUUGCCGUUCAAUUGGCUCGCAUGGUCGGAUUCGAUAGGAUAGUCACCGUUGCCUCUUCAAGAAACACUGUAGAGUUGGAAGGCAUGGGCGCAACGCAUGUGAUUGAUCGUCACGCUAGCCGCGACGAGAUCCUACGCCAGAUUCGAGGCGUCACAGGUGACGAGCUUAUCUAUGCCCUCGACACGGUUAAUGUAGGGCCCGCUCAGAACCUCGGCCUUGCGGCACUGUCAAACACCCGAAAGGGUUGCCUCAUCACGCUGAACCAUGUGGAUGAGACUGAGCCGGACAAAGCGCUGAUCGGAGGAAAGGCUGCCGGCUACGACAGACGGCUGACUUUCGGGUUCAGCGCGUUGUAUCCUGACGUGUCAAUGGUGUUCUGGGAGAAUGUAGUGGGCUGGCUGCAGGCUGGGAACCUUCGCUCACUGAGAUACGAACUCGUUGACGGGGCCGAUCCGGAAAGGAUCAAUACGGCAUUGGAUGGCUACAGAGAUGGCCACGGGCAGAAGGUAGUUGUGCGUCUGUGA
Molecule: messenger RNA, 1059 nt
Organism: Aspergillus lentulus
Lineage: Eukaryota; Fungi; Ascomycota; Eurotiomycetes; Eurotiales; Aspergillaceae
Product: zinc-binding alcohol dehydrogenase family protein
Molecular function (GO): oxidoreductase activity, acting on NAD(P)H
Source: RefSeq, a predicted model, not a curated record